UGUAGCGCCGAGCGAUCAGGAGGACGGGCCAACCGGGGGCCGUCUGUCUGGCCCUUCGACACGCGGUGCGUCGACAGGCCGGCCGACGACGACGACGACGACGAAGACGAAGACGAGCUUAGCGGCGCGGGAGACUGUCGUGUGCUGAGCCGCACGUUGCCUCUCCCUCGGGGACCGCGAGAGACCACCGGGCGCAGGGAUCAGGAGCGCGGAUUAGGUGAGGCAAAAAUACCUCGGGAUCGUCCGCAGGACUUCAAGGUUGCCGCGGACUACAUAGGCAGAGAGGAGGAGGAGGUGGUGGUAGAGGAGGACCCUAGGCCGACACGAUGCGGCCCAGGGCCCCGACAACGUCAACAAACACCGGCGACGAGGACCGCGGCAUCUCGCGGCUGGUCUCCCCGCUCGUCCUGCGAAUCACCUGCGUCCUUGCCCUACUGGUGCUCGCCGCCACAUGGAUACCGGUCGCCGAGGCUGUGAAGUGCAAAGAUUCGUACAAAUGCAAUUGUACCGGAGUAAAAGGGCUGAGAGGGAUUUCUGGAAUAUCUGGGCCUCAAGGAACAGAAGGGCUCCCGGGUGACAUCGGACCUGAUGGACCCAUCGGACCUAAAGGCGAGAAAGGAGCAGGAGGAGAACCUGGAGCAACCGGCGAAAAGGGGCAUCGAGGGGACGAAGGUAUACGAGGAUUUGUGGGAGUCCCUGGACUUUCCGGUAAUCCUGGUAUACUCGGUGUGGUGGGUCCGGACGGACUGGACGGAUGCAACGGGACGGAUGGUCGAGCCGGCGCACCUGGUAUGCCAGGAGUUUUCGGACCGCGCGGUGUGAUCGGAGCUACGGGAGAUUAUGGUCCUCCGGGAGAGCCUGGUGACGGAGGUAUCAAUUCAGUCGGUGCCAAGGGUAUUCGCGGGAAUCCCGGUAUCAACGGACUGGAGGGUUAUCAAGGACAAAGGGGUUUCACCGGUGAAAUGGGCUAUCCAGGUGAUACGGGCGACUUCGGUUUCUCAGGUCCUCCUGGAUUGCCAGGUAUGCAAGGUGAUCGCGGUGACACUGUUUACGGUUUGAAGGGUCCACUUGGUGAACAAGGAGACAGGGGAGAGCCUGGUUCACCAGGUAAGGAUGAAUACAAGAAGAAAGAGAAAUCGACGCCUGUGAAAGGUCCACCAGGACCGAAAGGCAUGAAGGGUGAUUAUGGUGAACGAAAUCGCAAAGGAGAGAUGGGUGCCAAAGGUCCACAGGGCCGACCAGGUUUUUUGGGCAUCAAAGGUGUGAAAGGUGAGCAAGGUGACGAUGGGCCAAGAGGUAAACAAGGUAUCGAGGGCCCACCAGGACCGGCUGGUGAGAAAGGAGAGAAAGGAGCUCCAGGUUUCGCUGGAUUGCCUGGUACGGAUGGAUUCGAUGGUGAACCAGGAGAAGAAGGUAAUCGCGGUCCACCUGGCAGACAAGGAGCCGAAGGAGAACUUGGACAGUAUAUUCCGGAACUUGAUGAAAUAAUCGCCGGAAAUAUCGGAAUUCAAGGAGAUCUUGGUCCUCCUGGUGAACCAGGUGAAUCAGGAACACCAGGUUUUCCAGGAAAGGUCGGUUUUAUAGGACCACCAGGACCACCAGGACCACCUGGUAUUCCUGGUUUAUCGGGAGUGAAGGGUUCGUCCAUAAAAGGAGAACAAGGAGAUGAUGGCUUAUCGGGACCCAUGGGACCUCAGGGAUCUCCCGGACUACCCGGUUUAUCCGGAAUUGUAGGAGCCAAGGGAUUUCCAGGCGUAACGAUAAUUGGACCAUCAGGACCAGACGGCAAUCCGGGUCUGCCAGGAUUAUCAGGUCCACCUGGCGAUCGCGGUGAUCCUGGUCCUCCAGGAGAGAAAGGUUUCCCCGGGAAAGGUAUAAGAAUUCGUGGACCGCCUGGAGAACGAGGUUUGCCCGGAACACCGGGUAUUCCUGGUCCCGAUGGUUGGCCUGGUUUAUUUGGCACUAAAGGUGGAAAGGGUAUUCGAGGAGAUGAUUGUGGCGUAUGUGCACCAGGUCUACCCGGGGAGAAAGGAGAACGCGGUGAAUCUGGCUUAGACGGAUAUCCUGGAGCUUCGGGAUUUCCUGGAUUACCAGGUCCUCGAGGAUUCAAGGGAAUACAAGGGAAGCGAGGUUCACUAGGACCAGCGGGACUUGAAGGUGACAGUGGAAGAUCUGGUAUUGCGGGAAUACAAGGACCUAAAGGAGAACCGGGAAAGAUAUUCUUCCCGAGAGACGAGCAGAUUGUGAGUCCACCGGGUGAUGUUGGUGAAAAAGGUUUGCCCGGUCCCGAAGGACUCAGAGGUCUACGAGGACAACCGGGACCUGGUGGUGACACAGGUGCACCAGGACCAAAAGGAGAAAAGGGUGAACAUGGCUCACCUGGAUUAUCAGGAAGGGAUGGCACGCCGGGAUGGGAUGGCAUACCUGGUGAAAAAGGUGAGGAUGCUUCGGUACCAAUUGAGGUUUUACGCGGAGAUCCAGGCUAUCCGGGAGAGCCCGGAAUAAAAGGAAUACAAGGAGAUACCGGUAACAAGGGAGAACCUGGCGAAGCCUCAGAAUACGUCGCAGACAGUAAAGGUGACAAGGGCUACAAAGGUGCUAUAGGAUCUCCUGGAGAAUUUGGUUUCAAAGGCUUCCAAGGACAUGUUGGUGAUGAAGGUCUACCAGGAUUACCUGGUGAACCGGGUUCUCCAGGUAUUUCACGGCAAGGUCCUAGUGGUUUGAAAGGAUAUCCCGGAAUGCCGGGAGAGCAAGGACUUCGUGGAACACCAGGUUCGCCUGGAUCGCAAGGACCAAUUGGUUUUGCAGGUCGCGUUGGUAACAAAGGUGAACGAGGAGAUCCAGGCACAAAUCUAACUUAUGGCGAAAUUGGAGAACGCGGUUGGUAUGGUCCAAAAGGUGAUUUUGGUGAUCCUGGUCCUCCAGGAUUGCGUGGCCGACCAGGAGAGGAUGGUCCAAAGGGUGUCAGAGGCGCUAAAGGAGCUCCUGGUUAUGAAGGACUGCCUGGACUUGAAGGAGCUAAAGGUCAACGUGGAGAUAGUAUACAAGGUGAUCGAGGUUUUCCGGGUAUACUUGGCCUGCCUGGAAUGUCCGGAAGAAUUGGAGACGUCGGUGUUCGUGGUCCCGAUGGUCCUUCUGGCUUUGACGGAAUGAAGGGUUUAAAGGGAGAAGUUGGUUUUAUUGGACGACGUGGUGAUGACGGUGACACCGGGCUUCAGGGAUAUCAAGGAAUGUACGGAAGACAGGGUUUACCGGGCGCUCCAGGAGAAAAAGGAGAAAUCGGCGAGAAUGGUGAGCCAGGCCCCCUCGGCUGGCCUGGUUUCGAUGGUAUAGAUGGAGCACCUGGUGCUAAAGGAGAAUCAGGAGAUAAUGGAAUUCCUGGAACACCAGGACUGAGAGGGCCACCUGGAUUCAAGGGUAUUAUUGGCGACACCGGUUUCGAAGGACUUUGGGGUCCUCCUGGCGAAAAUUCCUUUAGUGGCCCUCAAGGUGAUAUUGGUGAACCUGGUUUUAUGGGAGAAAUUGGGCCACCCGGUUUAGCUGGAUUCGAUGGACGACCAGGAUUGCCGGGAGAACCGGGAGUAUCAACUGAUGGUUUCAAUGGUUUGCCAGGACAGAAAGGUGAACCUGGAUUCGAUGGAUACGAUGGUAGCGUGGGACCAAAAGGAGAAAUUGGUGACAUGGGUCCUGAUGGAUUCAAGGGUGAACAAGGCGCUCAGGGUUUCCCAGGAAGGCCAGGCUUGCCUGGAAUACCUGGUAAAUAUGGCGUGAAGGGUGAAAGAGGUCCGGCUGGACCUCUUGGAUUCGAUGGAUUGAAAGGAAAACGCGGUCUCGAUGGUGAUCCCGGUAUAAUGGGUAGACCAGGAAUGCCGGGUGAACCGGGUGUAAGAGGUGCCCCAGGUAUCUUGGGUGCUCCUGGACCGAAAGGUUACGUGGGCGAACCUGGCUUACCAUCUUACGCAUUCGCGGAAAAGGGUGAUUACGGUAAUCGAGGUUACGAUGGUUUUAUUGGUAUGAAAGGAGAACAAGGUGAAUCAGGAUAUAUCGGACUGCCCGGUCGUAAAGGUCAAGUUGGAGAUCGAGGAUAUCCGGGUCCCGUUGGUUUCCCAGGAUUAUCUGGCUUCCCUGGUCUACCAGGUGAUCAAGGGCCUCGUGGAGCUCCAGGCUUGCCUGGUGAAUUCCCCGAACCCGGUGAAAUUGGUCGCGCUGGUCUAGAUGGUAUGCCUGGUAUCUCAGGUCGUCCCGGACAAAAAGGAGCACCUGGUGAAUAUGGUCCGAAUGGACCUAAAGGAAUUUCUGGUGACAUAGGCUAUAGCUUUCAUGGUCCUAAAGGAAUUACGGGAGACCCAGGUGCUAGAGGAUUCGUCGGCACACCAGGCAUGCCAGGUUUGGAAGGAUUACAAGGCUUCCCCGGAGCACCAGGGCCGAAAGGUUUCCGUGGAGAGCCGGGAAUAUCUGGGAGUAGCACGAAAGGACAACCCGGUGAACCUGGAUGGCCUGGACUAGAUGGUCGACUAGGACCAAAGGGAAUGAAAGGUGAUUCCGGUCUACCUGGCUUUGACGGACAACCAGGACUAAAAGGAGAAAGAGGAGAACCUGGUGAACCUGGUCUACCUGGAUUGCCUGGUCCUGACGGUCCACAGGGACCGAAAGGAGAAGCUGGCUUAAAUCCUUUCCCGCCUUUCCCGAGACAAGGACCUCCUGGUGAUAUAGGAGUUCCCGGAUUACCAGGCUUCCCUGGACUACAGGGAAUGAUGGGUGAACCUGGCAAAGACGGUCUGCCUGGACGAGUAGGUGAAAGAGGUAUGAUCGGUAUUUCUGGACCAUCAGGGCCGGAUGGCAAAGAUGGACCUCCCGGAUAUCAAGGUCCACCUGGAAUAACCGGACGACAAGGACAACCAGGUUUUCCUGGCGCACCUGGUGCACCUGCGCCAAACGGGAUUGGUCCAAGCGACAGAGGUUUCUAUUUUGCUCGUCACUCACAAUCGGAAAUGAUACCAAUAUGUCCAAGAGAUACCGUAAAAUUGUGGGAAGGAUUUUCUUUAUUACAUACCAUGGGUAAUGGACGGCCAUACGCUCAAGAUCUCGGUGCUGCUGGCAGUUGCAUCAAAAAGUUCUCUACUAUGCCCUUCCUAUUCUGCAAUUUGAACAAUGUAUGCGAUUACGCCAAUCGUAACGACUAUAGCUAUUGGCUUAGCACAACCGAGCCCAUGCCAAUGAUGAUGACGCCAAUACCGGCACCGGAAGUUGGUAGAUACAUAUCGAGAUGCUCUGUGUGCACAGCACCGACCAGAGUAAUAGCUGUCCAUAGUCAAUCCAUGGCCAUACCCCAGUGUCCGGGUGGCUGGAAGGAAAUCUGGGUCGGAUACAGUUUCCUCAUGCAUAGAGACGCAGGCGCCGAUGGUGGUGGUCAAUCUCUAGUCUCACCCGGAUCCUGUUUGGAGGAGUUCCGCGUCAGGCCGUUCAUCGAGUGCCGUGGCCUCGGCACCUGUAACUUCUUCGCCACCGCGACAUCAUAUUGGCUAGCAACCAUCCGUGACGACGAGAUGUUCCGCAAACCGCUGCAACAGACGCUCAAGGCCGACCAUACAUCCCGAGUGAGCCGCUGCGCUGUGUGCAUCCGCCAACGCGUCAGCGAGGAUCCUUACAGCAGGACGGCGGUCCUGAAACCCUUCACAUCAAAUAACGAACGUGCUCCCAACAAUAUUUCUGGGCGCUAUCCAGCCGGGCCACGCCGUUAUCCGUUCGUACCGCCCAAUCGCGAAAGGUAUCUCAGCCACAGGCGCCCACCACCCAAUCACUACCGUAGAAGAGAUCGCGUGCGCGGCAGGCACGGUGAACGACCGAUAGAAUCGUCCAACACUCUGUAGAUUGGCAACACGAGCUGCACACACGCUCGAGAAGAAAUAACAUCAGUGACGUGCAAGCCUAUGUAUAUAAAGAAGCAAGAGAAACUCUCUUUUUUUUUAAAAUUAGUUAAGUUAUAUCCCGGGUCGGGUGCUUUAAACUCGUAAACCUUUUACAUGGGAUACAAAGACGCGAAUAACGCAUAUAAAUAUCCAGGGACCAGCAGUGAGAAGUUUGCGAUAAGCCAGACGCACGAGUUUGAAAAAUACAAAGAAAUCUUUCUUUCGGUUUAUUUACAGAAGAAACCGUGUCACAAUAUAAAUGUUAGUUAGAGAACACAUUAAAGUAUACGAUGAAUUUUAUAAAUUUCUCAGUGUUUUAUCGAUUUUUGUUUCCGGAAGUUAUAAUUAAACGGGAAAUGUGUGUUAUUUUUGAAACUCUUGUUGAACCAAGAUCUGGACUGCUUAUCUCGAAACAUUCUUAUCUUAGACUCUUCUGUUGCUCUUGGGAAUUUGUCGGUGUUGCUGCUGCUUAUCCUAUGCACAAGGUUCAUGCACCUAGUCUCUUCCUGCGUGCCCGAUAAAAAGCGCCGCCGGCUGCCAUGAAGCCAUAUAACUGCCUUUAUGCCAAAUAGAAUAAAAAAUCAGUCGCGUCCGACCAUUGUAAACUGCCAAUAACAUCGCGUUUGCCGACGUGAUUCACGAGAUUACAGAAUACGAUAAUAUAUUAAAUUAAUGUUACCUGUAUGUUGUAUCGCUAUUCUAACUAUUAUCUUAUAUAUCUCAUUGAAUAAAGAUCUUUUUGUAUAAGCUAA
Messenger RNA from Camponotus floridanus (Florida carpenter ant), 6661 nucleotides. Its product is annotated as collagen alpha-1(IV) chain. The coding region runs from base 327 to 5870 and encodes 1847 amino acids. The transcript is spliced from 27 exons. Gene Ontology annotation, cellular component: collagen trimer; basement membrane. Gene Ontology annotation, molecular function: extracellular matrix structural constituent. The record is from RefSeq and is a predicted model, not a curated record. NCBI's taxonomy places the organism in Eukaryota, Metazoa, Arthropoda, Insecta, Hymenoptera, Formicidae.